UUUAUUAAUUUUCUAGGUGAUUUAUCUACCAAAUAGAUAUGAACGAGUGACAUGUAACAUUGUCACUGGGGUGUGCAGUUGUAGUGAAAAUGUUGGUACAACAUCUUUCUUCCGUCGUGAAAAAUGAUGAAAGAGUUGAUCUGUAAGGAUCUCCCUGGGUAAUUUUGACGUAACUUUCUCUUUAGACCUGAAUGUGUUUUACUGGAAGAUUUCAAAAAUGUCUAAAUCUAAAGGAUCAUUUGAAAAAAAAAAGCAUUUAUUAAUUAGACUUAUAUGUAUAGUGACAUAUAGAGAAAGUUAAGGAAGAAUAUUUAGAAAAUUUGGGGAGAAUCGCGCGAGGAGGGGAGAGCACAGUGAAAUGUGACAAUAAAAAUAUCACUUAUUUGUAUGCUAUAUUACGUUGCCGUCUUGAUAUCAAAUAUUUAUGCUACUAAAACCCGCCUCUGUUCUCGUGCAUAUAUAACUAGUAUUUUAACUAAAUUAGAAUUUUUGACUAUUUCCUAUAAUGCAGGGUCUUUACAACUGGUAAGUACGAUGUUGUUCUCAUGUUCUCAGAUCUAAAGAGAUAUCGAUGUGAACAGGACGCGUGCAGCUAGCAGUGAUUGGGACACUGGUGUUAUAUUAACACGGGUUUUAAAAAAUCUUUGGCAUUACAUAAAAAAAUAUUUGUCCGUGGGUAAAACAAAGCAAAAACAAGCAACUUUUCAAUCCACGUACGUGGCCUUCAUGAACAGUGCACCCCCCAUCUUGAGCGAAACCAAGCUAGCUGGGACCUGUUUAUAAUGGAGUAGCUGAUAUUUAGACUAAUGGAGUCCAUACGUACGUUGCACACUUCGUUGGAAUAUCUACAGUAUAGGCACCACCAGUAUGGGUGACAUAGAGAUUCACUGCGCUGCAGGAGAUGGAAAAAUAGAGAGAUUACAGCGUCUGCUGACUGACAGGCAGCGCGACAUCAAUCACCAGGACGGGUGGAAGAGGACCCCACUUCACAAUGCUGCCAGUGGCGGCCACACAGAUUGUGUCAAGUUUCUCAUCCAACAUGGGGCGGAUACCAAUAUACAGGACAUGUGGGAGAGGACGCCACUUUACAAGGCUGCCAGUGGUGGCCACACACAAUGCGUCGAGCUUCUCCUACAACACGGUGCGGACACAAGUAUACAGGAUCGGUGGAAGAGGACGCCGCUUCACAAGGCUGUCAGGAGCGGCCAUACGGAAUGUGUCCAACUUCUCCUCCGUCACCGGGCGAAUACCAGCAUACAGGAUGAGAAUUGGAUGACACCACUUCACCUGGCUGCCAGAGGCUGCCACACAGAAUGUAUCCAGCUACUUCUCCAACAUGGGGCGGAUACCAGUAUACAGGACGUGCGGGGGAGGACACCACUUCACUGGGCUGCCGUUGUGGGUCACACACAAUGUGUCCAGCUUCUCCUCCAACACGGGGCGGAUGCUACUAUACAGAAUGAGAAGAAAAAAAUACCAAGAAUGUUGGCAGAAGAAAAACAGUGCCUUGCCGUAGUAGAACUGCUGAGGCGUUUUGAAAAUCAUGAUGUUAAGGUGUACAUUCAAACCAGGACUUUGGAGUAUCUUGCGGAAAUAUUAGACCCUCAAGAAUAUAGCAUAUUUAACCUGACCAACUUGGACCCGAACUUUCAUGAUCUGUUUCAAUUCGGAAAAAUUCAAGGAGUGAAAGAUUGGCUUGCUAAGAACAAUUACACCACUAUUAAAGAUAUAAGCGAUGGACUACUGGCUGCAAACCUUCUGCAACUGUCCCGUGCGGCAGUAGAGUAUUAUGCUGAGGUGGUAAAGAAAAUUUCAAAUAUGUCCCCCGAUGAAUUUGAAGCACUCUGUAGAACCCUGACUAUCGCAAAGUACAUGUACACACCAAGUUCAACAACCUGUGGGCUGAAAAGUACCAGUGUACCUUUGGACCAAUGCCACCAGGACGCGUUCAUUGCGUUCGCUGAAGAGGAUGAACCCACCAUAGAACCAAUUGUACGGCAGCUAAAGAAAUUAGACAUUCAGUGUUGGUACUCCGAGGAAGACCUCAUUCCUGGAAGAUAUGAGUAUAAAGAAACUGUUAUGGCGAUCAGAUCAUCUAGGAUUUCCAUCUUGUUCCUGUCCAAAAGUUUUAUCCAGAAUCUUGGGUGCAACUACGUGAUGGAGAAUAUCAUACGGAAUGCAACAGAGAAAAAGCAUGGCGUUAUCCCUGUUGUUAUGAACAUAACGCCAGAGGAAAUUCCUGAUGGAUUACGCAGCUGGAAACAUUUCUUUUUCGAUGAUCAGGAGCUCGUUUCAAAUAUUUUGGCAGCUAUAAAAGGACCAGAAAACACUCCCACGUAUGGCCAAAUUCGACACGAGAACAAGGUUUUACGAGACCAAAACGAGGUUUUACGAGACGACAACGAGGUUUUGCGACACAAGAACAAGGCUUUACUAGAAGAGAACGAGGUUUUGCGAGACGCGGUCCGGUAGCUGUCGUCUAACAGAGCCAAUAAGUGGAUAUCAGUCGAUGUAAAGUCAUAUUAUGUCAUAGACAAAACUGAGUCGGAAAUGUGUCAAAUGAUCAUAAGAUUACCGCAGGGUAGAGUGUACUUUAAUUCUUGCUGUGUAAGUGAAGUGUUAGUGCGAGUCCACCUUUAACAAGAAUAUGAGGUUUAAAAAAACAAACCCAGGGCUGACGCUAUAGGUCCGCUUUCAGAACAAGUUGGUCCGCCGACUAACAGAUCCGUGGAUCAAAUAUGGCUGACUCACUCAAAAGCAAAGGCGCCUAAUCCCCUAAUGGACUCCCCGCUUCCCGUACUUGAAGGGGCUCAGUAAUUAAAUCACAGGGCCAAGGUUAAACCCGUUUAAUUGUUAAGCCCCAUGUAGGCCUGGAGUGUGUGGUAGGCGGGGAAACCAUCAGGGGAUUAGCGGUAUCGCUUUUAAGUAGGGUAAGUCAUGUGGAAUAGUCAAACUUUUAAAUUACAAUUAUAAAUAUAUUUAAAAUCAGAUGCAUAUUUUUUUUAAAUACCGUGUAUAAAUAUAUUAUUUUAUUUGCUCAAACAAUAACACCGUGAUAGAUUUGUCAGAAAUGGAGACAUUUUAUAAAGUCGCUUCUCCUAGGAAAUGGAAUUGUUUCCAUACAUACUGUAUAUAAUAGACUGUCCAGCUACUUUAAAGGGGAACCCAAUACUUCUCUAUUAAAAAGAAUUGUGAAUUAGGUUUUAUUAAUGACUGUUAAAAGUUUGUGAUCAAGUUUUUUUAUUUCUACUUAUCAUUCUAAUAAUUUCUUAUUUUAAAAUCAAUGUGCCUGCUUUAAUCAAUUUUUACUAGCCUGUUGUUAAUGUUUCAUGUAUUGUAAAGUCUAUUGCAUGAACAAACGAGGAUUUUAGACUUGCAAUAAAUAA
This is a messenger RNA of Lingula anatina, 3386 nucleotides long. RefSeq names its product serine/threonine-protein phosphatase 6 regulatory ankyrin repeat subunit B. The record is from RefSeq and is a predicted model, not a curated record. NCBI's taxonomy places the organism in Eukaryota, Metazoa, Brachiopoda, Lingulata, Lingulida, Lingulidae.